CUAAUCGUAAAUUAAUUAUUAUUAUUAUCCUCGUUAACUCUGGUUAAUUACUAGUUUAAGUCAAUUUAAAAAAUGUCCGCCAUGACUUAGCGUUUUCUAGAGAUAGAGAGAAAGUGAAAGCAGAAUCAAUUCUCUUCGUCGGUUAAAAAAACGAUGUCGUCCUCGUCCUCUUCUCCUUCUGAUUCCACGGCGGCGCGUGAUCAACACACACCACUUCUCCGCCCGCGUCAGCACGGCUCCUCUUCUUCAUCAUCAGCCAGGCCUACAGCUCUCGCCGUUCUCUUGGGCCGGAUCACCGGCCACCGCGCACCCUCCAUGCUUGUUCGUGAGACGGCGGCGCGUGCUCUCGAGGAGAGACGCAUCGACUGGGGCUACUCGAAGCCCGUCGUCGCCGUUGACAUACUAUGGAACGUCGCUCUUGUAAUUGCGUCGGCGGUUAUGGUUGUCGGCACCGUGGAAGAAAGACCAAACGAACCGAUCAGGGUUUGGAUCUGCGGAUACGGGUCACAGUGUUUGAUCCACGUGGCGUUGGUUUGGUCUGAGUAUUGGAGGAGAAACAGGAGGCGUAGAGCUAGAGACUUGGAGUCCGGUGAUGAUCUUGAAGGUUACAACAGUGAGUAUGAUCAUGUAGAAGAUGGUGAAUUUUCAACAACAACAUACAGUUUUGCAAAAAGAUGUGAGUCCAUAAACACUGUGGUAUCAUUCAUAUGGUGGAUAAUUGGAUUCUACUUGGUAGUACAAGGUGGAGAUAGGCUUUUAGGAGAAGCACCUAACCUUUACUGGUUGUCGGUGAUUUUACUGGCGGUUGAUGUGUUUUUUGCUAUCUUCUGUGUUGUGUUGGCUUGCCUUGUUGGUAUAGCUCUUUGCUGUUGCCUCCCUUGCAUCAUCGCUCUUCUUUACGCCGUUGCUGGGACGGAAGGGGUAUCAGAGGCGGAGCUUGGUGUUCUUCCCAUGUACAAGUUUCAUGCUUUUUGUUGCAAGGAGAAGAGUAAUACCGGAGCCGGUAAAAUGGUUCCUGUUUUGACUGGUGGAUUAUGCUUAGCAACUGAAAGAACAUUACUUGCUGAGGAUGCGGACUGUUGUAUAUGUCUGAGCUCUUACGAAGAUGGAGCAGAGCUUCAUACUCUUCCUUGUAACCACCAUUUUCAUUCCAACUGUAUCGUUAAAUGGCUUAAGAUGAGAGCAACGUGCCCUCUCUGCAAACACAACAUCCUUAAAGGAACCACUGAGCAAUCUUGAAGACGGACUCUAAUAGAGCAGAGACAUAAGUUCCAUUUCAUAACUCUUCUAUAUAUAUAUACAUAUAUAACAAUUAUAACCAUGUAACUUUGUUAAAAGGUAUCCAUUUUUAAAUGUAAAAGAUCACAUUUUACUAAUCAUCUCUAAGUUCAAG
This is a messenger RNA of Eruca vesicaria subsp. sativa (arugula), 1393 nucleotides long. Lineage: Eukaryota; Viridiplantae; Streptophyta; Magnoliopsida; Brassicales; Brassicaceae. The record is from the annotation of a GenBank genome assembly.